AUGGAAGUUUGGCAGCAACCAACGCCAGAGCAAGUGUUCUGCUCGUCAACAGCGUUGCCUAGACUAUCACAUAUGGACAAGCACCCCGUCGGAGGAGGCACCCACAGCCUGGGGACGUUGUGGCCAGUCGAGUUUGCCCUGAGCGUCGUAACAGUCUUCGGCAACGUACUGAAGUAUUUGGAGCUCACCGUCCUCAAUGGAAAAGUUGGUGAUUAUGAUAUUACUUGUCAACAACUGUGCUUUUGGGGGCUGGGAGGAUUGGUUGCAAGUGAUGUUGAAUUGGGGUUGGAGGUAGCAGCCAGGGCCUAUGCCAAAGGGAUAUGGGAUUGA
This is a messenger RNA of Prunus armeniaca (apricot), 330 nucleotides long. The record is from the annotation of a GenBank genome assembly. Lineage: Eukaryota; Viridiplantae; Streptophyta; Magnoliopsida; Rosales; Rosaceae.